CCCUCCAGUGGUCGUGCGUCCCUCGCUCACCCCUCCGUGAAGAUUUGUGCUCGUACAGACUGCAAAAGAGUGCAAGUCGUCUUGACAGAGGAGCGGGAUAGGGGCAGAAAGAAAAGGGGGUGGGGAAGAAUCAAACGUACGCAUCAAUUUGUACAGUCUUCAGCUGCACCCCGUUUUCUGCGCCGAUUUCAGGGGGAGCGGCUGGGAACACACUGCGUUAUUUGCGAAGCCGCAGCAAUGUAAAUCUUCCUGUGCAUCGAGUUGCCUGUAUGUUUGAACGCGUGUAGGUCAAUGUACAGUACGAACGGCAGCAGGAGAGAGAAAGAAAGGGAGAUACGCAUCGCUGGAUAUUAUAGUGCCUCUCGCUAUGCUCGCUGCAGUGGAUGGUUUUUGCAGAGCUCCGUUCAACAUUGAUGACUAAAGCUCAGCUUCAGAGUUUUAAAGAUUUAAUGCUAUGAUAGGCAGCCUGUAGGCCAACCAUCCUGAUUGUGGUCACGCUCACACUUUUUGUAAUGGCUGACUGGAAGGAAUGGACCACAUAGAGAGCUAGUCAUGAAGACCCGAACCAACAAAGAAUCGAUGCCCGCUCGUAGUGGACGUAGGAGGGGGGGCAGCGAGGAAAGGAGGGGUAGACGUCCGCACCCCAGUCCCUCCCGAGCAGAACGCAAUGAAAGGCAAACACAAAGAACUGCCGGAGAGGAAUUGGCUGUUGGACGUUUCAGCCGGCGAUCUCAAGGCCAUGAUUCAUCAGAAAGUGAAGGGGAAGAGCAUGUGCCACCGCCCAAAAGACAGAAAGUCCAGGACUCCUCCAAUCCCCCAGCUCCAACCCUUUCAACUAACACUCCGACUUCAGCUCCACCUCCAACAUCAAACAACAGUCAAUCAAGAGAAAGUGACAAUGAGGAUGGCCAAUCACAAGGCAGUCGGAGCUCAGUUGGAGGCAGCUUAGCCAACAGUAGCAGCAGCAUAAGCAGUGGACAGGACAUUGACCAGGACAAUCGGUCCUCUUCUCCAAGUCUCUCUGCUUCCCCCUUGGCCAGUUUGGAUUCUGAAUCUGACUCUCCAGAUUCACCAAAGCAGGGUGAUAAAAACAAAGAUGGAGGGACAUCAAAAUGUGUAGCAGAGGAUCGGAGAGGUUCAGGGAGAGGUGAGGAUAGCAGACCAGAGGAUCAGAGUGAGGGAGGAACGGAGGGAGAUUUGUCUUCGUUAAAGUCUUCAUCAUCCUUAUAUACAUCUCAUCGUGGAAUGUUGGACAACGCAACUGAUGCAAGCAACAACAGGAAGUCAUACUUCCCCCUAGAUUCCAAGCUUGCAAACAAAGUGGAGUAUACAGGUCCUGGUGGUCCCGAAAUGCUACACACCUGCAGUCGCAUCCCUUCUAAAGCAAGCACUCAGUGUGGGAAACCUGGGGUGGGAGGAGCUGAGUAUUCCCAUGGGAAUUCAAAUGUGUGCCAUGGACCGACACUCCCACCUCCACCUGCCCUGAAACCUCUAGAGGUGGGGCAGAAUAUUCCAAGUGGGGAAAAUAAAGCAGACAAACCAGAGAAAGGUGAUAAGUCUGUUCCACCCUCAUUGCUUCCACAAACUAGUACUGUUUCCCAGCAACCUCCACCUCCCAACACUCACCAUUACACCCCCACCAGCUGGUCAGGGGGACCUCCCUCUAGUUGUCCUGGCAACUGGGGAUAUGUACGUUAUCCAGGUAACCACCACACACAUUCAAGCCAGCAGCCUCCAGUACAGCAACAGCUGCCCUCUGUGUACAAUUCUCCUUCUUCUACCCGACACUCCACCCACCCACCUUACCUAUCUCAUCCUCAUCCCCAACCACACAAAGAGUUCCUGCCCAGGUAUAGCAAUGCAGCUGAGCGGGAGAGGGGUGGGAGGGAAUUUGGCAACAGAGACUUCCCUGCUAGUAAUAGCAGUAGCAAUGCAAACAGCAACAAUGGUAGCAUCUGUGCUAGCACUUCUGGUGGUGGAGGACCCAACUCUAAUGUGGGCCGGGAUUUUGGGAAUUCGCUACCUGGACAGAAAAGAGAAUAUAGUGCAAACCGGGACGGACCUGCAGGACCACAGAGUGGUCGGGAAUAUGGACCAGGGUUUAAAGAUCGGGAUCGAGGAACUGGGAGGGAAUUUCCUUUGCAAAACCAGCAACAUCAAGCACAGGGUAGAGAGUUUGGAACUGAAAGCUCUGGAGGGGGUGGGUGUAAUCCAAGAAACAAGGAAAGCAGGUGGGGUGAUUUAGCAGGCCAAGUUAGGGAGGCAGGGAGUAACUCUUAUGCUGGUAAUGCCAAUCAAGCACCUGUAGGUGCUCCACCAUCUGCUUUACCUUCGGCGACCCUGGUGAACCGUGACCCAGCCAGUUCACCACAAAACAGCUCUGGUCAUCCUCCCUUUUCCUCUACAAAUUCCAUCCCCACAAAUAGAGACUAUUCUUCUCCAAUGGAUUCAAAUGUGCAGCAAACACUACAAGGACAGAACCCCCAUGUACCCUUCAAUACUGCAGACCUUCCACCCCCUCCACAUUAUUUAAGAGAGUACCCUCCUCCAGGGUCAAAGGAUCCGGACCCACCCCCUGGAUCAACCUCUUCUUCUGUUCCACUUUCUGGUGUGCCAAGGGAGUUCCCGAGCCCACCUGGACUGGCACCAAAUCUUAUUCGGGAAUAUCCCGGAGGACCUCCACUUCCACAUCACCCUCACUAUCCUGGACAGACAGCCUUGCCUAUGCAGAAUAGAGACAGAGAAAGGGAAAAGGACAACACUACAUCUGCUCUUCAUUCAAAUCGCAAUCACCCUCCAUCCCUUUCUCCUUCAUCGAGUGGUUCUGGACCUGGUCAUCCCACCUCUGUUUCUUAUCCUCCUCCACCCUCCACUAGCUCACAUUGUCAGCCCCCACCUAUUACAUCCCUUCCAGGCAAUCUGGCUCGACAGGGCCCAUAUUCUUCAUCCAGUCAGACUCCACCAACCCCACUCUCUCCUCUUCCCAGUCCCUCAACCAAUCCAAUGGGAGGGUUUAGUCCUUUUCCAUCAACCUCUGCUCCUUCUGUACCACUUCCUGCAUCAGGUGUGUCCACCUCUUGUCCAUCAGGUUGCAGGCCUACUCCUUACCAUGGCACUUUAAGCAGUCAUACUCCUUUCAGUAGCUCUUACCAUGGCAACGGUAACCAUGGAAAUAGCAAUGCUAGUGGCAAUGCUCCCAACAACAGCAAUAGUACUAGCAUGCCAUCAUUACUGCACUCUCCUCAAAACUCUAAAGUGCAACUGCAUCUCAGUAACCCCAGUCAUAACAACACUGCUUCAACCCCCAGCACAUCUGUUGGAGUAGAAGGUCACUCUGAUUCACCUUCUGGCCCUAUGCCACCACCUGUCAUCAAGGAGGAGCCAGUAGAAGAGAGGGAGGAGUUGGAGAGCCCUCCUCCAGUUCUCCGAAGUCCUUCCCCAGAACCAAAACCUGUUGACAUUCCAAUUCAUGCCAGCCAAUCAGCUCGGUUUCACAGGGUUCUUGACAGGGGUAGUGGGAACUCUUGCGCCCGUAGUGAUGUUCUAUUUGUUCCGCUUGAUGGUUCUAAGCUUUGGAAGAAGAGAAAUGAGGCCAUAGAACGUGCUCGUAGAGAGGUCGAACAACGCGCAAGAGAUCUGCGAGAGAAAGAGCGAGAACGAGAGCGAGAAAAGGAGAGAGAAAGAGACUUGGACAGACAUAUUCAGCAGAAGGACAGUAGCACAAGUGCAGGAUUAGGAGCUACAGCUACACGCCAGGGCUCUUCCCUCUUCUUUCCUCCUUCUUCCUCCAUCCUUCUAGACCCUUCAUCAUCUUCCUCAUCCUCUGUGAACUCCUCACAUCCAGCAGCCCAUCCACAGCACUACCAUGCCCACCAUGCCUCACACCCCCAUGCCAUUCACCCCUCUCAUCAUCUGCAUCCCUCUCUUUCUCAUUCCAUUCCUCAUUCUCUUCUCCUUCCUUCCAUGGCAGGGGGCUCUCCAGUUGUUGGAGGUCCUCAGGGUGCUCUUGGCAUUGGGCUUGGGGGUCCAUAUUUGGGGCCUGAUACCCCAGCCCUCAGAACCCUGAGUGAGUAUGCCCGUCCUCAUGCAAUGUCUCCGCUGGGCGUUGCCAGUCGCGCACAGGUACACCACCCCCACUUUCACCACCACCCUCACCCACAUGCGCAUGCACAUGCACAUGCACAUGCGCAUGCACAUGCUAAUGCUCAUGUGCAUCCUUCAUUUUUCCUGUCCCAAUUCCAAAACCCGGCUCUCGCACAUCCCCACCACCUUCCAGCCGACGCCGCCACGGCUGCUGCCAUUCUGGGCUUUUUAUAUGGGGGUGGGCUGGAAGGAGGCCCCGCCCAUCCGGGGCAUGGUUCUGGACCUGGGGGGUUGCCUGGGGCGGGGCUUGGAGGAAUGGGAUUCCCUCAUGCUGUAGCUGCUCAAAGAGAGCGCGUGAAGCCAGGAUUUGAGUUUAAGAGCGAGGAGCGUGUCUACACAGCUGGAGCCUUAGCCGACCCGGCAAUAGCUUUGUCACACGCACACUCGCACACACACUCACACUCCUUGCUGCUGGGGGGUGGGGCUGGAGGCGGAACUCCUGGUAGUGAGGUUGCCCUUUAUGGUACAACUCCACCCCCUGCACCGCCCCCUCAAGCUUUAGCCGCAGCAGCUAGGAAUCCAAAUCCUGUCCCUCCAACUCUGUCAGUCCCACCAACCUCCUCUAUUCUUCCAGCCACACUUCCUGCCCACCAGGCUCCAGCCGGAGCCCCAGUGACACCAGCAGCCCCCUCCCCUGCCCCUCCUCUUCAACCUCCCCCCCCACCACCUCCCCCUCCUCCAACAGCCUCUUCACUUCAUCACCCCACUCCACAUUCUACCUUUCCAAGUACACACCCUUCUUGUCAGCCCCCACCCCUCCCAACUCAGGCUACGCCCUCUGAACGAUAUCCCACCCCCGUUCGCACUCCUCCCAGCACGGAACGUGCAAGGAGCGUGGAGAGGGAAAGGGAGAGAGUGAUGCCUGCCACAGAGAGGGAGCGAGAGAGGGAUAGGGAACGGACAGGGACAGGUGGAGGAGCAGCAGGAGGAGGCACAGCGACUGCAGGAGGCACAGGAGGAGGAGAUUCUCUCAGCCGGCUACAGAUGCUGAACGUGACUCCUCAUCAUCACCAGCAUUCACAUAUUCACUCUCACCUACAUCUGCACCAGCAGGACACAGCCGCGGGAGGGGUACACCCCCUGAUGGAUCCGCUGGCAUCAGGGUCUCCCCUGGCCCGUCUGCCAUACCCAGGGGCUGCUCUUGGGCCUCCCAUCCUGGCACAAUCCCUCACUGACAGCGAGGUGCUUCGACAGCAGCUCUUUGGAGGUCCUUUCCGUGAGAUGCCCCAGUCCUCGUCUCUGGGUGGAUCCAUGUCUGCAGCACACCAGCUCCAAGCAAUGCAGCAGGCUCAGAGUGCCGAGAUUCAGUUUCAGAGACUUGCCCUGGAACAGCAGUGGAUCCACCACCAUCAUCACUCCCUCGCCCAGGACGAGUACUACAGCCACCUAAAGAAAGAGAGUGACAAAACGCUGUGAGGAGCAUAAAGGACAUGAAGACAGGAAAAUGAAGAAGGGAUGAAGUGCAAAUAAAAAAAAUGAAACAAUCAUUUAGAAAUUCAGCACUGAAUUACAACAAAUCUGUAUAGAGCUUUGGAUGUGACAUCGGAACACAUAUAAUUCAAUCUGAACUAACUUAAAUACAGGUGCAACAAACAAUGUGUAUAUUCCCAGUAAGAUGAGAUAACUCUGGCGCACACUGUGGCACUGAACGGUUAUUCCCAAACGUCCCGGAGGAUUCCUCAUUGAGUUAUUUCAAAUACCAGGCAGAGGAGUUUUGGCCGUGGAUUAGUCUAUGUACACAAAAUUAUGCCAGAGAGAAUGUCUAAGAAUCAAGUUCACUUUUAUGUCUUUGCAUGUAGCUAGAUACUAAAAGCCCAAUGGGCUAAAACUCUUGACCUGUUUUUUUUUUUUUUUUCUUGUUUGUCUGUUUUUGGGAACUUUACCACUCUGAAAGAGUGUUUAUGAAAGGGUGCAUGAGAUGAACAGCUUACCUUCAUAAUGUUUCUUUAUCGUGUUCUUAUUAAAAUUAUUAAUGUUGUUUGUUAAUAGUUAUGAUUAUAUAAACAUUAUUUUGUAUAAUUUUUUUACAUUUUCAUGAUACCACUGUUAUUUUUUUUUUUAAUGUUGAAUUUACCUUG
Molecule: messenger RNA, 6221 nt
Organism: Carassius auratus (goldfish)
Lineage: Eukaryota; Metazoa; Chordata; Actinopteri; Cypriniformes; Cyprinidae
Gene: atn1
Product: atrophin 1
Exons: 11
Coding region: 553-5559 (1668 amino acids)
Cellular component (GO): nucleus
Molecular function (GO): transcription corepressor activity
Source: RefSeq, a predicted model, not a curated record